CUCUACUUUCAACAAGGAGAUCCUCAACAACCCAACAAGUCAAAGGUUCCCACCCCUAUUUAAGCAGCAGAUCCCAGCUGCAAGGAGACUCUCAUUAAGCCUCAUGGUUGAGUUGAACCUCCUGGCACAAUGGCAGUCAGCAAGCUCGUCAAAUACCUUCUCUUCAACUUCAACCUUUUGUUUUUCCUGGGAGGAAUUGGUAUUCUCAGUUUCUCUGCAUAUGUCAGGAUCAACAAAGCAGCCUUCCAGAUCACAGAUGAGCUUCUCCCAGCCAUAAACCUCCUGAUUUUUGUCGGUGCCAUGACCAUGGCUUUUGGCUUCCUGGGCUGCUGUGGAGCUCUUCAAGAGAGCCGCUGCCUGCUAGCCAUUUUCUUCAUGAGCCUGCUGGUAAUGUUCCUCAUGCUGUUGUCUGUGGGAGUGUUGGGAGCCAUAUCGAGAACCGCAUCUUCCCAGGAGAUUGUGAAGAAACACAUGAAAGAUCUGCUACCGCUCAGCGAACAGCCUGAAGAUUUUCAGCUUGCCUUUCAGGAUGUGGAAAGGACCAGUUUCUGUUGUGGUUUCUUCGUUGGACAUCUUGAUUGGGGAAACGCCACAGUGGUGCCAGACUCCUGUAACUGCACAGACACCUCUAGAAACUGCACUGUUUUGGAAGCACGUGAGAUCUUUGCGACACCGUGUAUGACGUACAUUUUUACGUGGUUGGACAGAUUAUCAGAAACCCUCAUGGGCAUUGCGUUUGGGUUUGGCAUGUUGAUGAUCCUGGGCAUGAUUUUCUCAUUAGUCCUGCUCUGUCAAAUGAAUUCUGGACACACAAGUUUAAUUUAAAAUGUUCAUCACAAGGCCUGAACUUUACCUGUGUUUAUCAAAGGACAAGGCAUCAUGUUCAUGUUGAAUGCUUCUUUAUUGGGCUCUGCCUCAUUGUACUUUUUUGACUUUUUUAUUUUAACCGGUUGUUUUGCAGUUAUAUUGCUUAUUAAACAUUUUAACUAUGAACAAAGUAUGAUUUAUUCAUGGCAAUUGCUAAAUUGUAAGUCCAGAGUUUCUUUAUUUUGUGUAGCAGAUCUUACUGUACAUAAAUCCUUGCCAAUUAAUACAUUUGUUUUGAGUACUGCACUCUGCUAUCUGUGUUUUUUAAAAAGGUUAACACCUAGCUCCACCUUUUUAACUUUAAUGCAUGAGCAAUGACAUUAUACUGUAGCCUUUGUUUUUUAGCAGAUCGAAGUAAAUGUUACUUUUUGCUGAUAAAACAUUACUACUAAGUAUCAUUUUCAACAGGGGACUUGUUUUCCCUGUUGGUUAAACGCACAUGUGUGUUGGGUGGAAUCAGCUUGGUGAUUACAUUCACCUGUCAACUCAUCUGACUUCACUAAGUGGGGAGGAAUCUGUGCUCUUUAAAAAGUGAGUUCUGAAAAGGUUUGUAAACAACACAGGUGUUGAUUUUUCUAAUGCUGAGUAAACCUUUCUGCAUUUAUAACAAAUCAUUAGUUUACUCAAGUGGGAAGAUAAGGACUGCUGGUUUCAGACAUGUAUCCAUAGACAAAUUCACCGUUGUAUUUGGAUGUAACUAAAGUAUAUUCAGGGAAAAUAA
Molecule: messenger RNA, 1588 nt
Organism: Gymnodraco acuticeps
Lineage: Eukaryota; Metazoa; Chordata; Actinopteri; Perciformes; Bathydraconidae
Product: tetraspanin-8-like
Exons: 2
Coding region: 130-825 (231 amino acids)
Cellular component (GO): membrane
Source: RefSeq, a predicted model, not a curated record